GUUUUGAGAACGGGCAACAAAUCUGAACAGUUAGAAGAACAGCUUUUAACUUCAAAAAGGCAAACGUCUCAAGAGAAAGAGGAAGAAGUAAGUCAGCAAUUAUUGUCGUGUAAUGAUUGUAAACCUGUAGUGCGUCUCAGGACCUGUUCAUAUGGGGACUAAGUUGUCCCGGAAAGAGGAUCACACCCUCCAAGCCGAGUAAAUGCUAGUGAACGUUCAUAUGAGAAAAACGUUUACCCUUUUGCCCGAGCCAAGAGCGCUUGUGCACGCUCUGAUAGUCUCACCUUGAUAGAGUUCGCCGGACUGGAAGAGCCAAAGUUAGGUUAGCCUACCAUCGGAAAAACGAUUCACCAAAUAAGUUUUGAAAGGAAACUGGGGAACUGUUUGACUCGCGCCCAGGGUAGCUCUGGCAGGUGAGUGAUCCUUGAACCCGAGUUCAGUUUACCCCACACAAACGUGGCCUUAUAAAUGUUUAGUGUAAGGUAUUAGAAUGAUAGACUUAUAACAACUGCGUGACUUAACCAUUACCCCCAACACGGUUGAAUGACUUUCGUUGCUUCUUGGUCUUGCAGGUUUCACAGCUGAUCACUAGAAUUAAGGGAUCAGAAGAGGAGCUUUCAACUGCUAAGCAAAAGGGCCAUGAUGAGAUAAACGAACAACAGGUGAGGAAACAGUCUACUAAAAAAACAGCUCCGCGAAACGCUGCGGCACUUUUCAUGUGAAACGAACUCUGGAAAAUGUUAUUAGUACUUCUGUUUUGUUGCGCUCAUUUUUAGGGAAAUCGGACCUAAAGAAACCACUAAUAAUAAACGGGUAAUAGAAAUAGAAUCCUCGUGGCCCUUUUGCAUGGACCUUAAAGAAGAUUACAGAAGCACAAAUUAAGCAUCUCAGUAUCCCAAUUCUUACAAAUUUCUGCUUUUAAUCAAUGCAGGAAGGUGAUCCCUCUACGGAUACAGUUCAAUUAGCUAAAGAUCGAGAGCAUCGCAUGGAAGUUCGAUUAAGAAACAUCAACGAACAGCUUCACAUAUACGUUACAUCCCCUCUUCAAGUACAAGAAGUAAAACAAGAUCAAGUACCAACAGCUGUAAAACUUGAUAUACUGACAAAACUUAGCGAGCGGUUACAAGAGCUUUACACGGAGGCUUUAGGAGUGGUUAAAAAGGCCGGUAAAUGUAGCGAAGGCUUAAGGAAAGACUUCUAUGACCUUGCCUACCACGGGCUCAGGGCUGAACAUAAUGAACUGGUCCACAGAGUCAAGGUUCUGGAAUCUACCCAGGAGGAGAUGUCUGAGGAGGAAAAGAAGGAAUUUGACAAGCUGCAAUCAUAUCAAAGGGGCAGACAAAGCCAGGUCGACCAAUUGGACAAACUGUGGAGAUAUCUCUUUACCCCGGCAUGUAUUUAUGUUACUGGCUAA
This is a messenger RNA of Porites evermanni, 1414 nucleotides long. The record is from the annotation of a GenBank genome assembly. Lineage: Eukaryota; Metazoa; Cnidaria; Anthozoa; Scleractinia; Poritidae.